AUGCGGGGGUGCGGGGCCGGGGCCAGGCCGCGCCACUGGCUGACGCUGCUCUCCGGGAUGCUGGAGUGUCUGGGCUUCGCAGGGGUGGUGUUCGGCUUCGCCUCCCUGGUGUUUGUGCUGAAGGAGGAGGGGUACUUCGGCGAGCUGUGUGGCAGCCCCUCCAACAGCAGCAGCGGCCUGCCGCUGACCGCCUGCAGCAGUCAGGACGAGCAGUUUUCCAUGGUCUUCACCAUCGCCUCCUUCCUCAACAACUUCCUGAGUCUGGUCAACGGCUACCUGUUCGACCGCUUCGGCACCAUGGUGACCAGGCUGCUGGGGAUGUUUCUCCUCCUCUGUCCCGCAGCGUUCCCACAGGUGCUCUUCCCGGCCCUGUCCUGCUUAGCCGUGGGAGGAAUUCUGCUCCUCAUAACCAACAUGCAGGUGGGAAACCUGUUCGCCGCCCAUCGCUCCACCAUCAUCACCCUCUACAACGGAGCCUUCGACUCCUCCUCAGCCGUGUUCUUCGUCAUCAAGGUGAAUCUGUUGGCUCCAUUUCUGUCCAUUAAAUCACACUCACUGCUGUCUGCUGCCUUAAGAAGCCUUUUUUAA
Molecule: messenger RNA, 588 nt
Organism: Menidia menidia (Atlantic silverside)
Lineage: Eukaryota; Metazoa; Chordata; Actinopteri; Atheriniformes; Atherinopsidae
Source: the annotation of a GenBank genome assembly